Molecule: messenger RNA, 1699 nt
Organism: Dacryopinax primogenitus
Lineage: Eukaryota; Fungi; Basidiomycota; Dacrymycetes; Dacrymycetales; Dacrymycetaceae
Product: beta-lactamase/transpeptidase-like protein
Exons: 7
Source: RefSeq, a predicted model, not a curated record
CAUGGAUACCUGGAAAGUCGUCGGCAUGCAGAUGUGCGCCGUCCUCCCUGGCGGGGAGGUCGAAUACGGCGCCUACGGUUACCGGGAUGAUGAGAACCGGCCAGUAGACCUAGACACGUACUUCGGUAUCGCCUCCUGUUCCAAGGCGUUCUGCUGCUUUGCGCUCUCCCAGCUGAUGCAAGACUACUCCACCGGUCGCUCCCCUACCGGCUCCCUCCGCCCUCUCCCUUCCGAACUGAAGACCUUCUCCUGGACUACGCCGAUGAGCAAGCUCCUCCCUGAGAAAUGGAAGCUGUUCGAGCCGUACGCAAGUGCAAACGCGACUCCUAUCGAUCUGGUCGCGCAUGUCACUGGGCUCGCGAGUCAUGAUCUGGUGUAUGUACCCGGAGAGAAGGCAGAAGAUGUCUUGAAGCGGUUGAAGGAUUUGAAACCCAACAGGGGGCUGAGGGAGGAAUGGCAGUAUAAUAACAUUAUGUACAUGGCUGCCCAGACUGUCGUAGCUGACCUCUCAGGCAUGCCUUAUACCGAGUUUAUCAAGACCCGCAUAUUUGACCCUCUCGGAAUGGAUACCAGCACCUUUGACGUGGAUAAGGCGCGGGCGACGCAGAACUUCAUCCAGGGGUUUAUGUUCACCGGCCCGAAGAAGGACAUCAAGCGUGCAAUUCCGCAUUUUAUACCAGACAAUGAAACUGUGGAUCUGCUUGCUGGUGCAGGGGGGAUCUUGAGUAAUGUGAAGGAUAUGUCGAAAUGGGUCAAGACGAUUCUUGCGCGAGGAAUUGACCCGUCAGGCCAAUUGCCUCUCGUCUCGGAGGACCUGUUCAACUACAUGACCCAGGGCAAGUACGUGAUGGAGGUCAAUGGUGCUCUCUUCCCGGAGUUGUCGCCCUUGAUCUACGGCGGCGGUUGGCAGCGGUACAGUCUGCGAGGGCAUGAACUAUUCUGUCAUACCGGGGGGACAGGAGGGAUCAGCGCAUACACAUUUAUUCUCCCAAACGACGACAUGGGCUUCUGCCUCCUGAGCAACACGGGCGCCCGCCAAGCGGCUUUGCGUACGAUCGUUCAUCGGGUUGUCGAGAACCUACUCAAACUGGAACCGAUGGACUGGAGCACGCGUUACCUCGGCGUCGUGCAGAAACAAGAGAAAGCCCAAAAGGAGAAGACGGUCGCACGUGCUGCUGAUGCCGCCCCUCCCCCGCUCGAGCUGAGCAAGUACUGCGGAACGUACAAGCACCCGGCGUACGGGUCGUUUACCCUCCACGGACCUGGGUCGUCCCCGUCCAACAGGGGAGAUGCGGUCAUCGCGGCGUUUGCGGCAGUGAACGGUUCGCCUUCGGCGCCUUUCCCUGAGGAGGCGCAUACGACGCCCCAGCUAUAUGCGGAGUUCAAACGUAUCUGGUGCUCUCACCUUCGGUUCAGGCACAGGGAGGGUAACACCUGGAACGUGACUGCCGAAGCGCUCUACCCCUCCGGCUGGGGAGCAGACGGCACCCCUUUUGUGCACGUCGGUUCCGGCCCUUGGGAAGCGAGCUUCGUCGAGGAGGGGGGGAAGGUGAAGGGGGUGGAGUGGAUGGAGAAUACCUUGUACACGCCGCAGAGGAAGAUGGAAGGAGAUGAGGAUAGGGUGAUUUUGUUUGAGAGGAUGUCCAACUAGAGAGCGUGAGAGUUAGACAGGAUCGUGUAUUGUUUCGGUGAGAUGAAC